Molecule: messenger RNA, 1128 nt
Organism: Belonocnema kinseyi
Lineage: Eukaryota; Metazoa; Arthropoda; Insecta; Hymenoptera; Cynipidae
Gene: sqh
Product: myosin regulatory light chain sqh
Exons: 4
Coding region: 146-670 (174 amino acids)
Biological process (GO): locomotion; post-embryonic development
Cellular component (GO): myosin II complex; cytoplasm
Molecular function (GO): myosin heavy chain binding; calcium ion binding
Source: RefSeq, a predicted model, not a curated record
GCGGCGGUUCACGAAUGGCGAUGAAUCAGUCAAUGACUGGCUGGAGAACCUGGAGUUUGCCACAGUAGUUUCCGUCCGUUCGUCCAAUUUCCAACUUUCUCAGCUCUAUUUUCUGCCUAUUUUCUCAAAUUUUUAAACCUUGAAAAUGUCGUCCCGCAAAACCGCUGGUCGUCGUGCGACCACCAAGAAGCGUGCACAAAGAGCGACCUCUAAUGUAUUCGCAAUGUUCGAUCAGGCUCAAAUUGCCGAGUUCAAAGAAGCUUUUAACAUGAUUGAUCAAAAUCACGAUGGCUUCAUCGACAAGGAAGAUCUUCAUGAUAUGCUGGCAUCCCUAGGAAAAAAUCCGACUGACGAGUACCUAGAGCAGAUGAUAAACGAGGGUCAAGGUUCGAUCAAUUUUACGAUGUUCUUGACGCUCUUCGGCGAGCGGCUUCAGGGAACUGAUCCUGAAGACGUGAUCAAAAAUGCUUUUGGCUGUUUCGACGAAGAAAACAAUGGCCACAUAAACGAAGAACGUCUUCGGGAACUUCUCACAACAAUGGGCGAUCGAUUCACCGACGACGAGGUGGAUGAAAUGUACCGCGAGGCUCCAAUCAAAGGAUCCAUGUUCGAUUACAUCGAAUUUACUCGAAUCCUGAAGCAUGGAGCGAAAGACAAAGAUGAGCAAUAAGAAGAUCUAAAAAAAGCUUGUCGUCCUCAAGAGCAUAACAAAAUUUAAAAAAAAAUGUUGCUCUUAUUCCAAUCAGAUGAAGCAUUUCAGUAAUCUUUAAAUGGUUGCAAGUCCAACAUAUUUCUCUAUUUUACAUAGUUAAUUGCCAGAUUAUUGCAGGUUUUUUUUUACUGUCUCUCGAGCAUCACUGUCAGGUGGGAACUGACUUUAUAUCAAUAUUAACAGUUAUUGAAAGAUUAGUUUUCAGGAUAUAAAGUGUAUUUUAAGAAACUUUAUGUGAAACAUUUAAGUUAUUUCUUCCAAGAAUCUAGAUUUAGAAGGCUCUGCUCUAAUUUAUCAGCGGCGUCCUGUAAAAAUCACUUAAUUCUUCAUUUACAUUCAUGUUGACCAAGGAAUAUUGGCCUUUGUAUUUUGUAUUUUAAUAUUACAUAAGUAUUAUAACAGUACCGUUGAAAACC